Messenger RNA from Plenodomus lingam JN3, 1425 nucleotides. RefSeq names its product pyruvate dehydrogenase E1, beta subunit (gene PDB1). Gene Ontology annotation, biological process: pyruvate decarboxylation to acetyl-CoA. Gene Ontology annotation, molecular function: pyruvate dehydrogenase (acetyl-transferring) activity. The record is from RefSeq and is a predicted model, not a curated record. NCBI's taxonomy places the organism in Eukaryota, Fungi, Ascomycota, Dothideomycetes, Pleosporales, Leptosphaeriaceae.
AUGGGUACCGGUAUCGAGGCUAAGAGUCAUGGUAGAUAUCGGGUAUUAUCCAAGCUGUUGAGUUUGAGUGAGCCGUCAGCCGUGGUCCUUGCGGGCGCUAAUAGCUUGUGCAGGGCCCAACAUUCGCAUCCCCGACGAACACCUCCGAAGAAAUUGUUGUCUCCAAGCCGCCUCUCCCACCACAACUUCCUCCCAACGCCUCAGCGGCCAUCCACCCCCGCCGCCAAAUUCCCUCCCUUCACCACCACCACAUCCGCCCUCGCCUCCACCCCCCAUCUCUACUAUCACCACACAAUGGCCGCCGCUCGAUUUGUCCGCCCGGCAUCGCGCCUGCUGUCGGCGUCGCGCCCAGCGCCCAUCUUCCGGCCAGCCUUCCGUGGCACCGCAGCCAUGACACCGUCGAUUGUAGCAAGGAGAGGAUAUGCGUCGGGACAAAAGGAGAUGACGGUGCGAGAGGCACUCAAUGAGGCAAUGGCCGAAGAGAUGGAGCGCAAUGAAAAGGUCUUCGUGCUGGGUGAGGAGGUUGCGCAGUACAAUGGAGCCUACAAGGUCACAAAGGGUCUACUCGACCGCUUCGGCGAGAAACGGGUCAUUGACAGUCCCAUCACAGAGUCUGGUUUCGCUGGUCUCACUGUUGGUGCUGCCCUUGCUGGUCUACACCCAAUUUGCGAAUUCAUGACCUUCAACUUCGCCAUGCAGGCCAUUGACCAAAUCAUCAACUCGGCCGCAAAGACACACUACAUGUCUGGUGGUAUUCAGCCCUGCAACAUCACCUUCCGUGGCCCCAACGGGUUCGCCUCCGGUGUCGCUGCCCAACACUCCCAGGAUUUCACUGCGUGGUACGGAAGCAUUCCCGGAUUGAAGGUCGUCACCCCAUACAGCGCCGAGGACGCAAAGGGUCUGUUGAAGGCCGCUAUUCGGGAUCCCAACCCAGUCGUCGUCUUGGAGAAUGAGCUUCUGUACGGUCUUUCCUUCCCCAUGAGCGAAGAAGCUCAAAAGGACGACUUUGUCAUUCCCUUUGGCAAAGCCAAAAUCGAGCGCCCCGGCACAGACCUCACCAUCGUCACCCUCUCCCGCUGUGUCGGCCAAUCCCUUGUCGCGGCUGAAAUGCUGCAAAAACAACACGGCGUCAACGCCGAAGUCAUCAACUUGCGCUCCAUCAAACCCCUCGACGUUGAAGCCAUUGUCAGGUCCGUAAAGAAGACGGGCCACAUGCUCUGCGUUGCCUCGGACUUCCCCUCGUUUGGCGUCGGCGCCGAAAUCAUGGCUCUGACGUGCGAGUACGCAUUUGACUACCUCGAGGCGCCGCCGGCCCGCAUCACGGGCGCAGAGGUGCCCACGCCCUAUGCCCAGAAGUUGGAGGAGAUGAGCUUCCCGACUGAACAGUUGAUUGUGGAUUACGCGGCUAAGUUGUUGAGGGUGUAA